AUUUUACAUAUGACUUCCGGUUCCGGUAUAUUUGAGAAAGUUGCUUCACUCAGAGAAAUCAGAGGUUAAAUAUUUAAAAACAAAAUGUCUGUCGUACUUCAAAAUUAAGUAACGAAAAGUAUGCCUAGAAGAAUAUGUGUUCCAAGCCUGAAGCGCUGUUGUCUCGUCAAUGUCGUCAAAAACAUGGACGACGUCUGGUGCAAGGAGAGCGCAGAGAUGUUUGCAGAGAACCAGCAGUGGUUGUAUGUGUUGGGGCCCUUUGAACAUCUAACAUCGGACACCAUUCAGGAGAUAAUUGAUGUGUUGAUUGAGAAGAAGACAAUUAAAAGGAUUCAUCUUCAGUUGUUGCUCCAGACCAGGAUCCAGAAGCUAAGAGUAGAUGUCCAAACAGGUGGACUUCAGACUUGCAUUGUACAGUUAGUUGGAUGGAGAUGUAGGAAAUUGACAAAGCUUGACAUCAGCAGCUGCAGGCUUGUUCCAGCCAAGUCCCUGGCUGAGAUGGUGUCAGGUAUUCCUGACAUAGUCUCCCUGAACCUGAACAAUACUCAGAGCAAUGACCAAGUGCUAUGUAGGAUAGCAGUCCACUGCAGGAGGCUAAGAGAACUGAAUGUAGCAUACUGUAACAUCAAAGAUGCAGGUGCUCUAAGUUUAUGUGGAGGGUCAACACCAGACACUGUUGAUACAGGAUGUCCAGAGUUGAUAACAUUAGACUUUGAGGGGACCAAUAUCUCCCAAAAAGCCCAAAUUAUAAUACUGUCAUCUUUACACCACCUCCACAACAUAAAAGCCCCAUCACUUUUUCAGGCUAUACAGGAAUUGGGCUGCAGCGAUACAAGAGACCUAAGUAAGCUUAGGAGCUUAGAUGUUGAGGCAACCGAUGAGGAUAUUGCUGCAAUCCACUUGCUAUGCCCAGGAUUAGCCAAGCUAUAUUUGACCUGUCUUAGGGUGAAUAACCUAGAAGUCAUCGCAGAACUGAGUCAUCUUCAAAGCCUGACCCUUCUGGAUGAAAACCAGUCUUUAUCUUUCACCAAAGUUGUUUAUCCUGUUUUGAAACUAGCAGGAGCAAGGUUAAAAAGUCUCAUUCUUUUAGAUGUGUUCCCAGUAAGCAUUUCAUUUAUAGGAAGUGUGUGUCCUCAUCUUGGUCACUUUGGUUAUUGCUUGUACAGACGCAGGGAUGCCAGUUCUCUAGACUAUCAGGUUGCUAAUCUGAACAUGGACGCACAUGUAGGUCAAAAGUAUUUCCAACAUUUAAUGACAUUAGAGGUUUCCUUGAUUGGAAGGAGUGUGGGUUUAGAUGGAAUGCCAGGACCGGAGUAUUUGACCAGGAUAGAUGUGAACUGUCUUCUCAGUCACUGCUUGGGUCUGAGGGACAUAAACUUUAGAAAGGUUCAAGCUUUCAGUGAUGAGGUCUUUUCAGAAGUAUUCACUACCAAUCGCUUUUUAACCACCAAGCAGUUUGCUCUAGAUAAAUGUCAUGAAAUAUCAGACCUGUCCAUAAGGUGCCUAGUAGAACAGGAGAGUGAUCUUGAAGUGCUUAAACUGUGGAAGUGUAAGAAAGUGUUCAGAGCUCAUUUCAUGAACUAUGAAGAUUAUGCACAGCGUAACCAUCUAAACUUGAGAGUACAGUGGACCUGAUGUGUCUCACAUUAAGACCACAUAGGUUGAUUCCAGAUAUGACAUUAUAAGGAUCAAUAUAUGUGCUGUUUGAAUGGACCAAUAUUAUUGGCUUCUUAGCCAGGGGCUCUUUUAGGUGCAAUUUAUUCGUAGGCAGAUGUGAAACUUGAAAAUAUUUUGAAAUUUUUUACAGCCUUGAACAAAGUAAGCCUGUGGCAGUCUGUGCAAUGUUAAAGGGAUAACAACUCUUCAUUUUGCCCAGAAAAGUGCCAUAAAAUAGAUUUUCCUGGGGUAAAUGA
Lingula anatina is the source of this 1913-nucleotide messenger RNA. RefSeq lists its product as uncharacterized. Gene Ontology annotation, molecular function: protein binding. Gene Ontology annotation, biological process: SCF-dependent proteasomal ubiquitin-dependent protein catabolic process. The record is from RefSeq and is a predicted model, not a curated record. Lineage: Eukaryota; Metazoa; Brachiopoda; Lingulata; Lingulida; Lingulidae. Gene Ontology annotation, cellular component: SCF ubiquitin ligase complex.